GUAACGCAGACAUUGCUUCAAUAAUGGCGGACGGUGGAUGCAAUUCUUCGUUGCGUCUACCCUGCGUUUUCUCGCCAAAAUCACGCCAAUACCUAGCUUCAUUUGCCCAAGAUGGCAGGCUCCGUAUAUGGAACACAGAUAGUAAAAUACUUCAUCAAGAAUACGUGCCUUCAGCCCACUUGAGUGCCACUUGUACCUGCAUAGUUUGGGGACCAUGCCGAAUCGCCAAGGAGGGACCUCUGAGGAAGAAGAGGAAAUCAGAGGCAGGGCAUGUGGAGGAUUUGGCGGAUCUGUUGGCUCUGGGAACGGUGGCGGGCAGCAUUAUAAUUUACAGCGCAGUGAAGGGGACACUGCACUGCACACUGGAUGGAGGUCACAAUAAGGGAGUGAACUGUGUUGAGUGGCACCCCGAGGACAGCCUGCUCUACAGCGGCUCAGAUGACUCCUACAUCGUAGAGUGGGACCUGCAGACAAGCAAGACCCGCUGUAAGUGGAAGGCGGACCGUGCGUCAGUGACCAGUCUGUGCGUGAGUCCUGAUGGCAAACUGCUGCUCUCAGCGGGACAGACCAUCAAGAUGUGGGACCUCAAGACCAAGGAGGUGUACCGGAAGUUCACAGGUCACUCCACAGCCGUGACGAACAUGCGCUUCGCCACCACGCCCCCGGACAGCAAUGGCCUCUACUUCCUGUCCGGGGCGGCCCACGACAGACUCAUCAGCGUGUGGCAAGUCCAGAAGGACAGCAAUGACAUGAACUCGGUGGUGUCCUUCACCCUGACGGCCGACCCCCAGCACAUUGACCUCUUCACUUCCAACAGCAAGGAAGAGGCGGUGAGGCUGGCGGUUGUGUGUAAGGAUGGGCAGCUUCAUCUCUUUGAGCACUUUCUGAACGGGCCUUGUAAGAAGCCGCUGUCCCCUUCCUGUACAGUCCAGAUGUCUGGGCUUGAGGACAUCCCCGUGCCCGUUCCUCUGUUGGCCGCGGCCCUCACUGCGGACACACGCAGCCUCCUGCUUGCCUAUGGCAGCUACCUGCAGCCCGUCAUGGAGAGAUUGGAUGUGAACACAGCAGAGAGACACGUCUGCCUAACCCGCAAUGUCCACACCACCCUCACCAUCGCCAUGGAAACGACUGUUUCCAAGGUGAAAACUCCAGUAGUUAACGCCAAGAGCAAAGUUCUUGUCCCUGGUCUUCCCGGUCACCAAGCGCCAGUCAAAGCAGCUUUGGGAUCCGAGAAGAGGAAAAAGGGCACAGACACCAAAGAGAUGUCCAUAGAGGAGCGACUGGGAGAGAUCGACUUGUCACUUGAGAAGGGCGGAGUUAAGGAAACCCCCUCUCUGCAGACGGACAACUUCGCGGUGCUACUGGUGCAGGGUCUGGAGAGCAAGGACGCCAACAUCCUCAAUAAUGUGUUUCAAACCCGGAAGGAUAACUUAAUAAAGAAAACCGUUUCCCGGUUACCCAUCCCUGCCGUCUUGCCAUUGGUGGAAGAGCUCACCAAGAGAAUGCAAGGGCAUCCAUACACGGCAGUGCUGAUGGUGCGAUGGCUCAAGGCUGUUCUCAUGCAGCACACCUCCUACCUGUCCUCGUUGCCAGACCUGGUGUCUCAGCUGGGAGUGUUGUACCACAUGAUUGAGAGCAGAGUCAAAAUGUUCCACAAACUGACCAAGCUGCACGGCAAGCUCUAUCUGCUCAUGACACAGGUGGUGACAGGUGACAGUGGUGUCACAGACGUGGACCAUAAGGCCAAGCUUGUCUACGAGGACGCGUCCUCUGAUGAAGACAAGGCUUCAGGCGAUGAAGGUCUUCCAGACGAAGAUUCUGAUAACUGGGAGGAGGAUGGCAUAGAGGAAGACAAGCAUAGAGAAGAAGAGACUGAGGAAGGCAUGAGGACGGAAUCCAAAGCUAACGGUGAUUCCGACAAGGAACCGGGAAACGAGAGCGAGGAAGAAUGAUGCUCUUCAAAGGAAACAAUUUCAAAAUGAACACACAAAAAUGGACCUGAGAUUGUACUUUUAUUUUCAUGCUUUGUUUUUAUUGUAUCAGAACAUAAAUGGUUCUACAAAAAAAUGGACAUGCAGUGGGUGCGUGUGACCGGCUGUGAACGAGGCCUAUUCUUUUCCUGGGACAGCAAACAAAGGCGGGAAUGUGUUAUCCCCACAACCAAGCUGAAAGCCCCAUAUUUGGAAUAUUUUCCAGAGAUUCAAGACCCAUGCUUCUGUCCCAAUCUCCUCCUUUCUCCACUUUGUCGUUGGUUCUGGGUGUAAAUCAAGUGUGACCCCCCCCCCCCCCCACUGCUUAUUCCAGAGAAGUGGUGGCCUUGUUGCCUGACAUGGGAUGCAUCCAAAUGGCUCCAUAUUCCCUACAUACAGUUGAUGUCGGAAGUUUACAUACACUUAGGUUGGAGUUAUUAAAACUCGUUUUUCAACCACUCCACAAAUUUCUUGUUAACCUGUCUAGGACUGUCCGGAACCCCUCGGCAACAGCCAGUGAAAUUGCAGGGCGCCAAAUACAAAUAUCAUAAAUAUAAGUAUUAGGCACCAUUUUAAAGAUAAAAUUCUUGUUAAUCCAGCCAGUGUCUGAUUUCAAAAAUGCUUUACAGCAAAAGCUCCACAAACAAUUGUUAGGUCACCACCAACUCACAGAAAAUCCAGCCAUUUUUCCAGUCAAAGAGAGGAGUCACAAAAAGAGAUGGCAAUUAAUCACUAACCUUUGAUCUUCAUCAGACGACACUCAUAGGAAUUCAUGUUAUGCAAUACAUGUAUGUUUUGUUCGGUAAAGUUCAUAUUCAUAUCCAAAAAUCUUAGUUUACAUUGGCGUGUUACGUUCAGUAGUUCCAAAACAUGCAGUGAUAUUGCACAGCGCCACAUGAAUUCACAGAGAUACCCAUCCAUUAUAAAUGUCAAUGAAAAUACAAUUUUUAGACAUGGAAAUAUAGAUACACUUCUCCUUAAUUGCAACUGCUGUGUUUGAUUUUAAUUCAAUUUUACGGAAAAAGCAUAAUCUGAGAACGGCGCGCAGAGCCCAAACCAGCCAGAGAAAUAUCCGCCAUGAUGGGUAAGUCAACAUUAUUCAUAAACAGUAUUAUAAAUAUUCACUUACCUUUGAUCUUCAUCAGAAUGCACUCCCAGGAUCGCAGUUCCACCAUAAAUGCUUGUUUUGUUCGAUAAUGUCCAUUUAUGUCCAAUAGCUUCUUUUGUUAGGUCGUUUGGUAAACAAAUCCAAAUGCGCGAUCUGGUCCUUUCGGACAAAACGUUCAAAAGGUUAUAUUACAGGUCGAAGGAACUUGUCAAACUAAGUAUAGAAUCAAUCUUUAGGAUGUUUCUAUCAUAAAAGUUCAAUAAUGUUCCAACUGGAGAAUUCCUGUCUGUAGAGAAGCAAUGGAACGACAGCUACCUCUCAAGUGAAAGCGCGUGACUGAGAACGAGGCUGAAGGCAGACCACUGACUCAAAAGAGCUCCCAUCCGGCUCCACAUCACAGUAGAAUCCUCAUUCAAGUUUCUAAAGACGGUUGACAUCUAGUGGAAGCCUUAGGAAGUGCAACAUAACCAAUAUCCCACUAUGUAUUUAAUAGGGGUGAGUUCAAAAACUACAAACCUCAGAUUUCCCACUUCCGGUUUGGAUUUUUUCUCAGGCUUUUGCCUGCCAUAUGAGUUCUGUUAUACACAGACAUCAUUCAAACAAUUUUAGAAUCUUCGGGGUGUUUUCUAUUCAAUAAUAAUGUUAGCAUCUGGGACUGUGUAGGAGGCAGUUCACUCUGGACACACUAUCCAUCCAAAAGUGAAAAUGCUGCCCCCUAUCCCAAAGAAGUUAACAAACUAUAGUUUUGGCAAGUCGGUUAGGACAUCUACAUCUAAGUCAUUUUUUCAACAAUUGUUUACAGACAGAUUAUUUCGCUUAUAAUUCACUGUAUCACAAUUCCAGUGGGUCAGAAGUUUACAUUAAGUUGACUGUGCCUUUUAAACAGCUUGGAAAAUUCCAGAAAAUGAUACCAUGGCCUUUGAAGCUUUUGAUAGGCUAAUUGACAUCAUUUGAGUCAAUUGGAGGUGUACCUGUGGAUGUAUUUCAAGGCCUACCUUCAAACUCAGUGCCUCUUUGCUUGACAUUAUGGGAAAAUCUAUCUGAAAGGCCACUCAGCAAGGAAGAAGUCACUGCUGAAAUGUCUUCUGGUCUGAUGAAACAAAAAUAGAACUGUUUGGCCAUAAUGACCAUCGUUAUAUUUGGAGGGAAAAGGUGGGGGAAAAGGGAAAACUAUCCCAACCGUGAAGCACAGGGGUGGCAGCAUCAUGUUGUGGGGGUGCUGUGCUGCAGGAGGGACUGGUGUUCACAAAAUAGAUGGCUUCAUGAGGAAGGAACAUUGUGGCUAUAUUGAAGCAACAUCUCAAGACAUCAGUCAGGAAGUUAAAGCUUGGUCGCAAAUGGGUCUUCCAAAUGGACAAUGACCCCCAAGCCUACUUCCAAAGUUGUAGCAAAAUGGCUUAAGGACAACAAAGUCAAGGUAUUGGGAGUGGCCAUCACAAAGCCCUGACUUCAAGCUUAUAGAGAAUUUGUGGGCAGAACUGAAAUUGUGUGCGAGCAAGGAGGCCUACAAACCUGAUUCAGUUACACCAGCUCUGUCAGGAUGAAUGGGCCAAAAUGCUCCCAAUUUUUGUGGGAAGUUUGUGGAAGGCUACCAAAUACUAAUUGAGUGUAUGCAUUCUUCUGACCCACUGGGGAAUGUGAUGAAAGAAAUAAAAGCUGAAAUAAAUCAUUCUCUCUACUAUUAUUCUGACAUUUCACUUUCUUAAAAUAAAGUGGUGAUCCUAACUGACCUACAACAGGGAAUUUUUUAUUAGUAUUAAACGUCAGGAAUUGUGAAAAACUGAGUUGGAAUACACCUUGGCCAAAUAUAUUUGUACUUCUGACUUACACUGUAGCUCACUACUUCCCCUGGCCCGUAGUGCUCAGGUCGAAAUUUGUGAACUAUAUACGGUGCCAUUUUGGAUGCAACCAUGACUAAUAGAUAAUGUCCCCUUGCGAUGUAAAUCUGUAUGAAAGCUGCAGUGUUUGUAGGCGUCCCCAGCUACCCACCAGAAUCCUUGAAUUAAGUUCAGUCUCCAACUGAACCGUUUUUCUCCCAACCCUCUUCUGUUUGUCCUUCACUCCUUUUGUCCAAUGAGUUUUUCAGGGCAUGGAGAUCAUUCCACGGCUUAAAAUCAUAGCUUGAGGGGUGACCAGAGAAAAUAAUUAACUUUGCUCGAUUAGGUGAAUUAAUGGGUUUUCAAAAUGUUUGCAGCUCAUUUUGUUCAUUUACACAUCGGUCAACAAAUUUGAUUGAAAAUCACUCUCCUUGUACUCAGCUGUUGUUUGCUACUUUACUUUUUCUUGAGAGGAAAAUACAACUGACUGAAUGUUCCUUGACAUAGUUUUGCACUUUGUGAGCAGACUAAAAGUUGAAUUGAUAUUGGUUGGUUAUUCAAAAAAAUGCAACCAUGGGUUAGUUGUACAAUAGAAACAACCUGACGGGGGUACUAUUUGGGGCUGAGAUGAGCAGGGUUGCACGUGUAUAAGGACAAACAUUAGUCAUCUACAGAGCAGAUAACCUAAAGCAAGAUUUAAAAAAUACUCCAUUAGGACAGAAGGUGGAAAACUACAACAGUUGAAUUACUAAAAGGUGGGAAAGUUUAAAUCUCUUCACACGUUACAAUGUAGGAUAAUCUGAUGAAAGGCACAGAAAAUAGAACUAACAAAAGAUUCAAGAUAGAGCCUGCAGGGCAUUACUGUCAAUAACAAUGUUUCCAUGCAAGUAAAACAAUACCGUAUUUAAAACAAAAACGAAAUCAUGACAGAUGUAAUGUAAAGUGUUUUUGUACAAUUUUAUAAAUGCUGACAGAUCAUU
Molecule: messenger RNA, 5875 nt
Organism: Oncorhynchus masou masou (cherry salmon)
Lineage: Eukaryota; Metazoa; Chordata; Actinopteri; Salmoniformes; Salmonidae
Product: WD repeat-containing protein 43-like
Biological process (GO): maturation of SSU-rRNA from tricistronic rRNA transcript (SSU-rRNA, 5.8S rRNA, LSU-rRNA)
Cellular component (GO): nucleolus
Molecular function (GO): protein binding
Source: RefSeq, a predicted model, not a curated record